AUUAAAUUCUCCUGACUCAACCAUCACACACACACUCUAUCUCUUCUCUCUCUCUGACACAAACACAAAUGCAAUUUACAGUUAUCAUUUAUCAGGACAGCUACCUCUUCUUUCUCUCUCUUUCUUGAUUAAGAAACCUCACUUUUCUUCUUCAGAGAGACAAAUUCAAAGAAUGACGUUUUCAUUUUCUUCCUGCAGACCAAAAUCUUCAUUCAUCUCAUCUCUUCUUCUUUUUCUUCCUCUACUUCUGCUUAUUUCUUCUUCAUUCGCUGACCUCUCUUUCAACUUCUAUGGCAAUUCAUGUCCUGGAGCAGAGUUCAUCGUCAGGAACACCGUUAGAUCGGCUUCAACGACUGAUCUAUCAGUCCUUGGGAAGCUCCUCCGUCUCAUCUUCCAUGAUUGUUUCGUCCAGGGUUGCGAUGGAUCAGUGUUGAUUCGAGGUAACGGCACAGAGAGAAGCGACCCUGGGAACGCGUCUUUGGGAGGAUUCAAUGUGAUUGAAAGCGCCAAAAAUGUCCUUGAAAUCGUCUGUCCGGGCAUAGUCUCAUGCGCUGAUAUCCUCGUUCUUGCUGCUAGAGACGCUGUGGAAGCUCUUGGAGGACCGGUCGUAGCGAUACCGACAGGGAGACGAGACGGGACGGUCUCAGUGGCAGAAAAUGUCAGACCAAACAUCAUCGAUACUGAUUUCACAGUUGAUAAGAUGAUCAAUGUCUUUUCAUCUAAAGGCUUAUCUGUUCAAGAUCUUGUCGUUCUCUCAGGAGCGCACACUAUUGGAGCUGCGCACUGUAAUACAUUCAACAGCAGGUUUAAAAUAGAUCCCCGAGGCAACUUCGAGCUCGUAGACGCGUCUCUCGACAACUCCUACGCGCAAACACUUUUGAACAAGUGUUCAUCGUCGAUAGAUCCGACGGCUACGGUCGUGAACAACGAUCCAGAGACAUCUUCGACGUUUGACAAUCAGUAUUAUAGGAAUCUACAAGCGCACAAGGGUUUGUUCCAGACGGAUUCGGCACUCAUGGAAGAUGAUCGGACGAGGAAGAUUGUUGAGAUUCUUGCGAACGAUGAGGAGAGUUUCUUUGAGAGAUGGACUGAGUCGUUUAUAAAGAUGAGUGUGAUUGGUGUGAGAGUUGGUGAAGAAGGUGAGAUCAGACGCUCUUGUUCCUUCGUUAAUUAAACGUAUUGGAGAUAUAGUUUGUGUUGUCUUACUUAGUUUUUACACGAUUUGUUUGAUUUAUUUAUGUUCAGCUGCAAUGUAUUAUGGUGUAUAUGCCCCCUUCAAAUUUUAGAUCCCUCGCAAUAUAUCUAUAGAAUUUUUGUUUUUAAAUAUAUACUCAUGGAGAUAGUUUUUUUUUAAUCACUUUUGUACACAUUUCUACAAGGUACAAGCUUGUGAUCGUUUUAAAUAGUUGUAGUUCCUAAAUUGUUUUGAAUAGUUUUGAAAUAGCUCCUUUGGAU
This is a messenger RNA of Thlaspi arvense, 1455 nucleotides long. The record is from the annotation of a GenBank genome assembly. Lineage: Eukaryota; Viridiplantae; Streptophyta; Magnoliopsida; Brassicales; Brassicaceae.